Molecule: messenger RNA, 1377 nt
Organism: Physeter macrocephalus (sperm whale)
Lineage: Eukaryota; Metazoa; Chordata; Mammalia; Artiodactyla; Physeteridae
Product: protein SET-like
Biological process (GO): nucleosome assembly
Cellular component (GO): nucleus; chromatin
Molecular function (GO): histone binding; chromatin binding
Source: RefSeq, a predicted model, not a curated record
AUGGAGCCGCGAGCUGGAGCGCGGAGCGUGAAUGAGGGAGCAGAGCCGCCUGCCCUCCCGCCGCCGCCGCCGCCUCCCCUCCGCAAGCAGGAGCCCGGGCCGGGGCCCCGCACGCAGCCCCAGCCCCUCCCCCGUCGUCAGGCCACGAGGGCAGCGCGCGCGAGCCAGUGGGAGGGAAAGCGAGCGAGCGAGCGCGGGGAGGAGGCGGCCGAACCGAGCGGGAGCCGCCCCAGGUCGGCGCCCGCGGCCAAAGUCCGUAAAAAGGAGCUCAACUCCAACCACGACGGGGCAGAUGAGACCUCAGAAAAAGAACAGCAAGAAGCAAUUGAACAUAUUGAUGAAGUACAAAAUGAAAUAGUUAACGAACAAGCCAGUGAGGAGAUUUUGAAAGUAGAACAGAAAUAUAACAAACUCCGCCAACCAUUUUUUCAGAAGAGGUCGGAAUUGAUCGCCAAAAUCCCAAAUUUUGGGGGAAAAACGUUUGCUAACCAUCCACAAGUGUCUGCACUGCUUAGGGAGGAGGAAGAGGCGCUGCAUUAUUUGACAAGAGUCGAAGUGACAGAAUUUGAAGAUAUUAAAUCCGGUUACAGAAAAGAUUUUUAUUUUGAUGAAAACCCUUACUUUGAAAAUAAAGUUCUCUCCAAAGAAUUUCAUCUGAAUGAGAGUGGUGAUCCAUCUUCAAAGUCCACUGAAAUCAAAUGGAAAUCCGGAAAGGAUUUGACAAAACGUUCAAGUCAAACGCAGAAUAAAGCCAGCAGGAAGAGACAGCAUGAGGAACCAGAAAGCUUCUUCACCUGGUUUACUGAUCAUUCUGAUGCAGGUGCAGAUGAGUUAGGAGAGGUCAUCAAAGGUGAUAUUUGGCCAAAUCCAUUACAGUACUACUUGGUUCCGGACAUGGUUGAUGAGGAAGGGGGAGGAGAAGAAGAUGAUGAUGAAAAGGAAGAAGGAUUGGAAGAUAUUGAUGAAGGAGGGGAUGAGGAUGAAGGUGAAGAAGAUGAAUAUGAUGAGGAGGGGGAGGAAGGAGAGGAAGAUGAAGGAGAAGAUGACGAAUGGAACACUGAUGGAUUCCAACCUUCCUUUUUUAAUUUCCUCCAGUCCCUGGGAGCAAGUUGCAGUCUUUUUUUUUUUCUCCUCCUCUUGUGCUCAGUUGCCCUGUUUUUGAGGUCUCUUUUCUCCUUUAUACCAUGGCUCACAACUUAUUUUGGGGGGAAAUACCUUGAGCAGAAUUCAGUGGGAAAAGAAUCUCUACCCCUUUCUGUUCCAAAUUCAUUUUUAUCCCUUCCUUUAAAACUUUAUGGAAUCAACACCACCAUGCCCUGUAGGAAAAAAGAAAAACCUUCUUCUCCCUUAGCUCUGCUGGAAGCUGGAGGGUGCUAG